CAUGAGAGUUGUAUGGUGGGUAUCAGGAGGUGUCCACCAUGUGAUUUGGACCAUAUCCAUUGCUGCAUACAUUGCACAGAUGGCGCUGCGUGUGCUUUGGGCGGCCUCCGGUGAAAGUGCAGCCGUCUUCAGCGACGAGGAGCUUGAAGCUCUGGUGAAACUGAAUGGCAACACCAUCAUGGUGCUAAAGUCAGAACUUAUGUCUCGAGGGUUUGGAUCAAGGUUUCAACAACGGCUUUUUCAUAUGAAAGAAGAUGCCGAGGUGGAUGAUGAUGCGGUGUUAGCCCCGCCAAUGGUGCUGAAGAUGGUCAAGCUGACCUUCCUUCCACCACACCAAAAACGAGAUGAAGAAUUCCUUGUCGCAUGCAAGGAAGGACGCCUUCAGGAAGUUGAAACGAGGUUGCAUCAGCCUCAGGAUCCCAACUGUGCAGAUGCGCAGGGCUUUACGGCUUUGCAUUUUGCAGCUGCAAAUGGCAUGUCGGACGUGGUGCGCAUAUUGCUGGAGGCUGGGGCCUCCUGUGAUAGAGCCACAUCAUAUGAAGGCAUAACUGCUCUGCACGCUGCUGCUGCCAAUGGCAAGUUGGACGUGGUACACUUGUUGCUGCGGGCUAGGGCCUCUUCCAACACUGCAGAUGCAGAGCGCAAAACGGCUUUGAAUGUGGCAGCUGCCAAUGGCCACCCGGAAGUGGUACACUUGUUGCUAGAUGCUGGGGCCUCUUCCAACACUGCAGAUGCAGAGGGCAAAACGGCUUUGGAUGUGGCAGCUGCCAAUGGCCGCCUGGAAGUGGUGCGAUUGUUGCUAGAUGCUGAGGCCUCUUCCAACACUCCAGCUGGAAGCGUCGAUUUCUGGGGCGCUGUGCGGGCAAGAGAUGGAUGGUAAUUUCUGACCACUGCAUUGUAAGGUGCUGCUUGGAACGGUCACCUGAACGUGGUGCACUUGCUGCUGCAAGCUAGGGCCUCUUGCGAUCAAGCAACAGCAAAGGUUUGGUGCAACGCUCUUAGGGCUGCUGCGAAAGGUCGCCUGGAAAUGGUUAGUUGCUGAAAGCUUGAGCGACAUGAUCUUGCACAUCCAUGGCUGGACUUCUUUGCACUAUGCUGCUCGCAAUCGUGACCCUGAAGUUGCGCGUUUGUUGCUGCAAGAUGCUGCAAGCUGGUGCAACUUGUGAAGAUGCCACAUCAGACCAAGGUGCAACUGCUUUGCAUGUUGCUGCCGAACACACGUCAACUAGAAGCCGUCCGCUGGAGUCUGGCGCUGCCCGCGAUGUCACGAAUCAUGAGGGCGCGGAUCACCGCUCCUUUGGAGCUUGCAGCGGAGCAGGGCUUUCCUGCAGAAUGCUGUGGGGGCGAGGCUCAAGAGAGCACCUGUGCCAUGGUGCUCAGAUGAACGGAAAAGGGAUGACAAGGGUGUUCGCU
This is a messenger RNA of Durusdinium trenchii, 1413 nucleotides long. The record is from the annotation of a GenBank genome assembly. Lineage: Eukaryota; Dinophyceae; Suessiales; Symbiodiniaceae.